CAGGAAGUGAGGUGUAACUGCUGAAUAAGCUUCCCACCAGUGUGAAUAGGGCAAAUAUAUCACAUACUAAUAUGAGCGAGGAGUGUGAAGACAUCUGAGGUUUAGCAGAGGAUUCUGGGAUGAUUGUGAGAGGCUGAGAUCAUCACUUCCCAUGGAAUCAGCUGUCAGCACACAUAUCCCGUCCUAAUAAAGUCAGAGGGAGUCCGAACCUGUAUUUACUGCUGAUGAACAUGGAGCGAAACGCUGGGAAACCCAUCCCAUCAGAGUGCUGACCUGUCGACCAGGCCUUGAAGUGAUGUUUUACUAGAGCGGUUCACUGUAACACAGCCUGUGCGCUUUAAUAUUCCUCACGGAUCUGCUCUUCUCGUGCCGUGCUGAAGAGAGCGGCGUUUCCUGUCAAAUAGCUGCUUUUCUCCGUCCGAGCUUUCAGCAGUUAUCUCAGACACCUGAAUAUGAAGCUGCAUGUGCAGUUAGCCACAGAAGAGCGUGUCACAGUUCUCUGUCCAUAUAAACAGCAGUGCAAGGUCUGUCUGAGCUCACUUGAAGAUGUGGAUGGGACUGGAUGUAGUUUGCAGGUUGUUGCCUCUGAGAUUUGAGCUUCGACUGUUCUGUGAAUGGAGAUCCUGUUGCAUCGGUCUGAUUUCUCAUUGCAUCUACUUGUGAGAAACCGGACUCGUUUCAUCUCUGAACUGAGAAGAUGAGUGAAAGCCCUCUGAUGGAGUACGAGCUGCAGUCUCUGGCUCCUGUCUCGGGCCCCGGGGCCACGGCAGGGCUCCUGCUGGCUCUGGACACAGAGCAGAUCACGGCGCUUUGUUUCGUGGGACUCCUGCUGCUGUUUUUGGUGUUCCUGCUGGUGCGAUGUUUCCGGAUUCUCCUGGACCCCUACAGCAGCAUGCCGUCCUCAUCGUGGUCUGAUCCUAAAGACGGAUUGGAGAGGGGACAGUUCGAUUACGCACUGGUCUAGAAAUACAACAAUCUCACAAAACCUAUCAAGAACAUAUUUAACCUCCAAAUCU
Sinocyclocheilus anshuiensis is the source of this 1016-nucleotide messenger RNA. RefSeq names its product cortexin-2-like. Bases 698 to 964 code for a protein of 88 amino acids. The transcript is spliced from 5 exons. NCBI's taxonomy places the organism in Eukaryota, Metazoa, Chordata, Actinopteri, Cypriniformes, Cyprinidae. The record is from RefSeq and is a predicted model, not a curated record.